ACGAUCAUCUCCACAAUCCUGUUCGCCUUCGCGCUCUGGUAUGUGCAGGCUGCCUUCUCAGCGGAGACCGCAAUUUGGACGAGGCAGGCCUUGAACCGAGUCUUCAAAAUCGACGUUGGUUCGACCCUCGCUGUUCUAAGGAUUACACAAGGAAUCCUGUCAACGUGUACAACUAUCGGAUUGAUGCGGGCACUGGAGAUGUUGCAGUGGGGACUAGCCGGAAGGCACCACGGGUUGGAAGGAAGCACCUUUCUCGGGCUAUCUCCAACAACCCAUCUCCUUGGGGUCUUUCGUAUCUCCAUCUCUAGAAUAUCAAAAUGGCCUGCGCGAGCUUGGGGCCUUGGUCGUAUUAUUCUAGUCACCGCAAUCUGGGUUGCAGGUGUAGUCCUUUUCAUCAAGGCGACCGUGGUCACUGCAUACGACCCAGUGUUUACUUACAAAGUGACCGCUGGCGUAGGACAAUUCAACGGUUCCUAUGUCUCUCGCUAUUUGGAUAUGCUAAAGAACGUCACAGCCGAAUAUCCCUAUCAGAUUGUUCCAUACUCUGUCCUUCAGGGUGUCUCCUCUUUGGUUGGCAAUUCGAUGCAUGUGAUUAAUGCUCCCAAGAUCGAUUGCCCCGAAUGCGAUUCUUACCUCUUGACCGGAGGAGUUAUCAUGACAACACCGUGGUACCCUACGGGAUACAGUUCAUACCCCCUCGUCAACAUUGAUAAAGUGCCAGCAAGCCAGAUCCAGUUCAGACGUGGAAUGAAUAGCACAGACAGUUUCCAGGAUGAAGACUGCGACAUAUAUGGGUCUAAGAGUUUCCUUAUUGGAAUCAAAGUUUGCGUAUCGAAGAGCAAAUCUUAUCCCGGAUCUAUUGUAGCUGGUGUGUUUGUUUGCGCGAAUGGAACCGAUAAUGGCGAAUGUGAACGGCAUGUAGACCGACCAAACAUCACAACGACAAUGUCGGUCUAUCAACGCACCGCUGGUGUGGUAGCAUCUCGCGCCAACUUCAGUAUCAUGAGCAUUACCGACAUCGGACCAGCCGAGCAAAAUCUCGGCAUUGACAUCCCUACCUUUAGGAAGAGUCUUGCCUGGUUCCUCGACUUCAAUGCGUCAGCUACACCGCCGCCUUCAUCAAUCGCAGAAAAGUUCUGGAACUCGCAAGAGCAAAUUAGCAAUCCUUACUGGUCCGGCGAGUUAACUCGCUUGUUACAAAGUAUGCUAGCGUAUCCUCUCUAUUUCUUCCAACCCAACAACUAUGGGAACCUCGAUCUAAAAAUGACGGACAUGAUCGAUGAUUUGCCAGCAGAGUUCUAUACCAAGGCUCAAAUUACACGACCCUAUGCUAGAAUGCUCAUUCACCGAGGAAUGUUCAUUGCUUUCAUUGCCCUACAGAGCGUGGCUCUGAUAUUCAUCUGGGUGGUGUUAAUCUGGGUGUGGGUGACAAAACCCUCCCUGCCACAGCUCUCGUCGUAUCCUCUGGUGGACUUUGCUUUCAAGUCAAAA
Messenger RNA from Lindgomyces ingoldianus, 1491 nucleotides. RefSeq lists its product as uncharacterized. Lineage: Eukaryota; Fungi; Ascomycota; Dothideomycetes; Pleosporales; Lindgomycetaceae. The record is from RefSeq and is a predicted model, not a curated record. The transcript has 4 exons. The annotation marks the transcript as partial.